CUAUCUCUCUUUAACUCUAGUCACUAAUCAUUCUUGUUCUUUUUCUAAAUUUCUACAAAGCUUGUCCCUUUUAUGCCGCUUGCUCUUGAUUAAAGUUGAUGACAGGUUUAAAUUGAAAAAUUGCCAGCCGUAUAUUUUCCCCAGUUUCUAUAAGCUUAUAAAAUGUCUAAAGCUCAUCCACCAGAAUUAAGAAAAUUUAUGGAUAAGAGGCUAACCUUAAAAUUGAAUGGUGGUAGACAAGUUACUGGUAUUUUACGAGGAUUUGAUCCAUUUAUGAAUUUAGUAGUUGAUGAAUCUUUUGAAGAAUUUAAAGAUAAGAGUAAAGUUAGUAUUGGGAUGGUGGUUAUUCGUGGAAACAGCAUUAUAAUGUUGGAGGCAUUGGAUAGGAUAUAGUUUUCAGUUUAUAAUGUAUGAUAGAAUUAAUUUUUGGUGUUAAAUGAAUGUAAUGGAAUUAAUACUAAUAAAUACAGACAAUUUGUAAAAAAUACAUCAACUUUCCUAUUUCAAUGACAUUUUAUUUGAAUUUUUUAUUACUAACUACUAAUAAUGGCUCUGGAAUGUACAUUGUACAUUUGAGAUAAGCUGGAUGCAAACUUAAUGCUUUCAAGAAGUAGUAUAAAUAUUGAAUAGAUGUGUUAAAUAUAAAUUGCUGUGUUAUACAUUUAACUAUUAAGCAAAGUCAACCCACAAUUAACAGCUUUUAUAAAAAUCGUGCAGUACUUGCUUAAAGUUACAGUAUUAUGUGACAAAAGGCAAAUCACAGCACUAACAUAAGUUAUUCAAGAAAUGAAACAUAGGCUCUAUAUCAGUUAUAAGCGUAAGGGCUUAGUUGCCCACCUUAUAGCGUGAAAAUCUUAAAAUCCACAUAAAGACCGGCCAUCAUAAGUUUUGAUUGAUUCUUACAUCUAUUACAGUUAUAUGCACUAAAUAAUAAGUUGAGUUUUCUUAAUAUAAUCAAUUAAGUGAAAAAUUAUAAUAAAAUGAUAGAAAUUUA
This is a messenger RNA of Diorhabda sublineata, 994 nucleotides long. It is a transcript of the gene SNRPG, whose product is annotated as probable small nuclear ribonucleoprotein G. The record is from RefSeq and is a predicted model, not a curated record. Gene Ontology annotation, biological process: mRNA splicing, via spliceosome; spliceosomal snRNP assembly. Gene Ontology annotation, molecular function: RNA binding. The transcript is spliced from 3 exons. Gene Ontology annotation, cellular component: catalytic step 2 spliceosome; U4 snRNP; U12-type spliceosomal complex. The coding region runs from base 163 to 393 and encodes 76 amino acids. NCBI's taxonomy places the organism in Eukaryota, Metazoa, Arthropoda, Insecta, Coleoptera, Chrysomelidae.